This is a messenger RNA of Choloepus didactylus (southern two-toed sloth), 1691 nucleotides long. It is a transcript of the gene HES6, whose product is annotated as hes family bHLH transcription factor 6. Gene Ontology annotation, cellular component: nucleus. Bases 115 to 957 code for a protein of 280 amino acids. The transcript is spliced from 2 exons. Gene Ontology annotation, molecular function: RNA polymerase II cis-regulatory region sequence-specific DNA binding; DNA-binding transcription factor activity, RNA polymerase II-specific; protein dimerization activity. Gene Ontology annotation, biological process: anterior/posterior pattern specification; regulation of neurogenesis; regulation of transcription by RNA polymerase II. NCBI's taxonomy places the organism in Eukaryota, Metazoa, Chordata, Mammalia, Pilosa, Megalonychidae. The record is from RefSeq and is a predicted model, not a curated record.
CGGGUGGGGAGGCGGGCGUGUCCGGGAGCCGGCCGCGAAGGGGCCGCGGGCUGUGGGGGCGCUGGGGAAGCCGUCCGCCCCCUGCUCCUGCGCGCCCCGGGCCGGGUGCUGGUUAUGGCUCCGCCCCUGGGCCCCGGCCAGUGCCGGGCGGGCGGGAAAGACGAGGACCGCUGGGAGGCACGGGGGGAUCGCAAGGUGCAGGCCGGGGCCCGGGCCGGGGGGCGGAGGGCGGAGGCCGGGCCGGGGCUCAGGCCGUGCGCUCUCUCUCAGGCCCGGAAGCCCCUGGUGGAGAAGAAGCGGCGUGCGCGGAUCAACGAGAGCCUGCAGGAGCUGCGGCUGCUGCUCGCCGGCGCCGAGGUGCGGGCUGGCGGGCGGCGGGGGCUAGGAGCCGGCGGGGAGCGGGCGGGCCCGGCCUCACCACCCCCCUCCACCGGCGCCCCGCCGGGGCAGGUGCAGGCCAAGCUGGAGAACGCCGAGGUGCUGGAGCUGACGGUGCGGCGCGUGCAGGGCGCGCUGCGGGGCCGGGCGCGCGAGCGCGAGCAGCUGCAGGCGGAAGCGAGCGAGCGCUUCGCCGCCGGCUACAUCCAGUGCAUGCACGAGGUGCACACGUUCGUGUCCACGUGCCAGGCCAUCGACGCCACUGUCGCCGCAGAGCUCCUCAACCACCUGCUGGAGUCCAUGCCCCUGCGCGAGGGCAGCAGCUUCCGGGACCUGCUGGGGAGCGCCCUGGCCCGGCCGCCGGGAGCCCCUGGACGGAGGGGCUGGCCGGUGGGAGGGGCCCCGGGGUCCCCUCUGCCCAGCUCCCCGGGCUCGGGGGACGACCCGUGCUCCGACCUGGAGGAGGCUCCCGAGGCUGAAAUGAGCCGGGCCCCUGCUGAGGAAGUGGACUUGGUGCCUGCGGCCCUGGGCAGCCUGACCGCGGCCCGCAUAGCCCAGAGCGUCUGGAGGCCUUGGUGACCGACACCCGCUCGGAGUCUGCGGGAGUGGGCGCGGCCUCCCCACGCUCUACUCCCUCCCUUUCCUGGGAUGGGAUGGGGUGGUGCAGCGCCCUAGAUGGCUUUCUGCUACCUCCAGAGGACGGCCCACCAGGCAGCCUCCCGUGCCAGCCGGCUCAGGCCCAUCCUGAUCCCUGUUCCUGGGAGGAGUAACUUGUGGACCCCACAGCUCAAGGGUGGGUGGAGGGAGGCAGGAGGAAGGCUCUCGUAGAGCUCCCUGGGCCAACGGAUUCACCUGUCCCAGUCCUCUUCUCAGGCACUGUGUUGGGGCUGGGGCAGCAGUGACUGGUGAUGCUGAGCCAUGCUGGGGGGACGUCCGGCCCCAGCUGCCCAGGCCAGAGCAGAAGCUGACCUCUGGGAAAGCAGGAGGAGCAGGCCAUGCUGCAGCCUCCCUUCAGGCUGCUCGAUAAGCAGACUGUAUAUCCAGCACAUACAAGUUUGUCUGUUCAUUGUUGCCAUCAAACGAUGCAAUUUUUUUGAAUAAAGGAUUUUGGAGCGUUAGGUACCCCUUUGUAGGAUUACUGAACGAUGGAGUGUCAUUAGUGUGUCACAUGUGUGAUCACCAGGUGGCCGAUGAGGUCUGGCCUGCUCUCCCUGGGAAUGGUGUUAGUCCUGGAGGGGCAGGGAAGUAGCUUGUCCCUGUACCAUUAUCUGGUUUGUGAACUUCUAGAAUAAUAAAACUAAUGCUUAAAGUUA